Colletotrichum higginsianum IMI 349063 is the source of this 1911-nucleotide messenger RNA. Its product is annotated as Conserved fungal protein. Bases 1 to 1911 code for a protein of 636 amino acids. The transcript is spliced from 3 exons. The record is from RefSeq and is a predicted model, not a curated record. NCBI's taxonomy places the organism in Eukaryota, Fungi, Ascomycota, Sordariomycetes, Glomerellales, Glomerellaceae.
AUGAACGGCAAUGACAUACCCGUCAAGCAAGAGGGUUUAGGAGCACCCGCUGGGAUCUGGACAACUCCGACAUCUCAGGGUAUGCGACCUCGGCCUGCGACCAUCCACGAGGGCUUCUCUUACAGCAUGGGCGACGACUACGGCACCCUACCAUCGUGGGAUUCAUCUCCCCUGCCGCUACAGCAGACACCCAGCGACGCCAUAUCCCGCCCGGUCUCGGUCCAUCAACAAGACUUCUACCCCGUCACCACAAUGGAUAACAACGUAUCAGACUGGCACCAAAAGCCUUGCGAGGACACGUUUGAGUUCCACGGCCUGGACACUGAGAUGAUCGGCCAGGCGUACACCACGGAUGAAGCCGUUCCUGUCCUCGACUUAAGAUACCAGCAACAAGAUGGCGAAGCCUUCAACUUCGACUGUGGCCCCAACCCGCGACGCAUGUCGGGCUCAUCCUUCACCAUGUCGACUUCGGGUGCUCUCUCCGACAUGCCAUCCUAUGAGGACUUUUCGGCCGCUCUAUCAGAAGCACCGUCGUUUAGUUCAGACUACCCGCCGCCGUCUAACCGCAAUUCAUUGAUGUCGUCGACGCAACUGUCGCCCGUGGCGUCUCCCCGAAUGACUCCCCAAAGCCGAUCUGAACUUGUCAGGACCCAGAGCCGUGGCCGAGCGUCUCCGUCGCCUCGCCCUGGAAUGCGAUCUGCUCCGUACAGUGUUGAGCGUGGAACGACGAAGAGAUGGUCGACAGGGUCGUACGGAACUCAACAGAACCGACGUCAAACGCCUUUCGUGUUUCAUCCUGGCCACGAUGCCUUCGGUGCCCACCAGCGCAUGUCUUCGAGACACUCGUCGCCCACGAUCCAGCAUCAGCAGGUUCCUCUGAACUUUACCAAUCUUCAAGCCGCCCAACAACACCCGUUCAUGAUGGCCGCCCCGCCGCAGUACCAAAGGAACAGCAUGAACACCAUGCUUUUGCCCUCGCAGUUGCCAUCCAACGGUUUCCACCCUGACACCCAUCACUUCGAGGCUCCGCCGCCGCUUUUGUCUCAUGGUCUCUUCCGUAUGCUUCAGAGCAACGCCGAUCCCCACUCGCUUCACAGCCACUACACGGACCUGUCAGACCCCCCCGACCUGUACGCCUCAUUGCACGAGGAACAGAUCCCACCUCCCCCCGAAGACAUGAACCCGUCUGAUCCAGAUCUUGUCCCCCACGAGCAGGAACUGCGGUUCGAGGGCGACUUGUACACCCCCCGAUGGGUGAGAGGUCACGGCAACAAGCGUGAGGGAUGGUGUGGCAUCUGCAAGCCUGGCCGUUGGUUGGUGCUCAAGAAUUCGGCAUUCUGGUACGACAAGUCCUUUACCCAUGGAAUCAGCGCCGCCACGGGCAACCCGUUCCAAGAGCCUCAAGAAACCCGACGGAUGGACGGUAAUCCGGACGUCUGGGAAGGUUUGUGCGGCAGCUGCAAUGACUGGAUCGCCCUUGUCAGCAGCAAGAAGAAGGGUACCACAUGGUUCAGGCACGCGUACAAGUGUCAUACCCAUCCCAAGAUAAAGGAUGCGCCGAAGCGUCGACGGGAGAGCAAUCACAACCGCAACCUGGCGGCAUCACAGAUGGCCAAGCCAAAGCUCGAGCCGCAGCAGCAGCAGCAGCAGCCAGCACUUCCCAUGCCACAGCAGGCCCCGAUCACGCCUCAGAUGACGCCGUCAGUAGCUUCCGUUACCAGCACGCCGACGCCUGCUCAGAUGCAGCAGCAACAGCAGCAACAGCAGCAGCACCACCAGGUCCAGCAACAUCAACACCUUCAACAGGUGCAGUCGCCCAUGCCCCAGAUGACCCACGGACAGAUGGGACAAAAUCAUGGCCAGCCGGGGAAUGUCAUCAAUACUCUGGAAGGCAUGCCUGGCAUGAUUUGA